This is a messenger RNA of Callorhinus ursinus (northern fur seal), 3786 nucleotides long. It is a transcript of the gene TBC1D2, whose product is annotated as TBC1 domain family member 2. The record is from RefSeq and is a predicted model, not a curated record. Lineage: Eukaryota; Metazoa; Chordata; Mammalia; Carnivora; Otariidae. Gene Ontology annotation, biological process: regulation of GTPase activity. Gene Ontology annotation, molecular function: GTPase activator activity; small GTPase binding.
CCGCGGGAUGCGCCGUCCGAGGGUAACCCUCACCGCACCUGGGGGAAAAGGCGGACGCAAGAAAUACCGUCCUUCUACGUUAUGACGUGAGUUACCAAAGCAGCUUAGUUAGGGACAAGCGUCUCUUCCCGCUUCUCUGCCGCCAGUUAACCUAGCUCAAUGACACCACGCCUUCAACCUGAGGGCCCGCUCAUGCGCCGCAGCUGCCCUCACUAACGACGGCUGACAGGCGUGGAGUAAAAGCCGGAAGCAGGCGAGAUGGGCGGUGCUGGCAGAGGGCGUGUCGAAGGCGUGGCCUGGCUGCCGUGAGCUCUGGAGGGGCGUGGCCAGCCGCCCCACCUGGGCUUUCAGUCAAAGGCGCACUUAACCGCAGCGGUCCGCCUUCUAGCCGUCUCCAGGGGGCGGGUCGCUACUGGCCCCGCCCCCGCCCAUAUUUCUUCCUCUUGGGAAGCACCCCUUGAGUCUCCGAGAUUGGGCUGGAGCUGGCUGCUGACUUCCAGUACGUCGGCGGUCUCUAGCGGCGAUGGAGGGCGCCCACGAGAAGCCCGCAGAGUCUAGCUCCUCCGUCCCCAGGUUCGAAGAGCCUGCCGGCUCGGCCGGAGCCCCCGAGGUAUUGCCUCCGGAGGAGUCGGAGGGCUGCGCCCGUUCCUUGGACGCGGCCCCCAAGAAACUCUGUGGCUAUCUAAGUAAAUUUGGCGGCAAAGGGCCCAUUCGGGGCUGGAAAUCCCGCUGGUUCUUCUACGACGAGAAGAAAUGUCACCUGUAUUAUUCGCGGACCGCGCAGGAUGCCAAUCCCUUGGACAGCAUCGACCUCUCCAGUGCGGUCUUUGACUGCAAGGCGGACGCCGAGGAGGGGACUUUUGAAAUCAAGACUCCCAGCCGGAUUAUUACUCUGAAGGAGUGCUCUUGCCAUCAUAGCACAGAUGAGGAAACUGAGCCCAGAAAGGCUAAGGAACCUCAGGGUUUGGGACCGGAUCCUGAUUCUCUUCUGUGGCCAAGAGCGGGUGCUGUUUCAGAGGCCUCCACCAAGCAAGUGAUGGUGUACUGGCUGCAGCAGCUGCAGAUGAAGCGCUGGGAGUUCCACAGCAGCCCGCCUGCACCUCCCGCCGUCCCCGACGCCGCCCUGGCUGCCAACGGGCCUACCCUGCGCCUCGAGCUAGAGCAAGAGGAAGCAGAGCUGGAGGACUUCCUGUGCCCUGUGCAAACGCCCCCCGGGCUUGUGGGUGUGGCGGCUGCCUUGCAGCCCGUGCCUGCCAUGCCCUUGGCCCUUCAGAAUAUUUCCCUCAAGCAUCUUGGAACUGAAAUACAAAACACAAUGUACAAUAUUCGGGGCAACAGGCAGGCCCAAGGAACAGGCCACGGACCUCCAGGGGAAGAUCCUCUACUGAGCGUGGAACCUUGGAGAACGGAGCAGCCCCUGCCCUCUGACCCCGGCACCCCAGGGAAAGAUCCAGCAGAUUCUCCAAAGUCUACACCCAAGUCCUCUCUGACUGCCAAUCUCAUUCAGAAAGCCAAGCGCCAGAACAGCACCUUUCCAUUCUUUGCUGAAGGAUUCACAUGGACCCGAACUGCCCAGGAAAAGGUUCUAGCCUUGGAGCAGCAGGUUCUGAUGCUCACCAAGGAGUUAAAGUCUCAGAAGGAGCUGGUGAGGAUCCUGCACAAGGCGCUAGAGGCUGCCCAGCAGGAGAAGAGGGCAUCCAGCGCAUACCUGGCAGCGGCCGAGGACAAGGACCGGCUGGAGCUGGUGCGGCACAAGGUGCGGCAGAUCGCAGAGCUGGGCAGGCGGGUGGAGGCCCUGGAGCAGGAGCGGGAGAGCCUGCUGCAGACGGCCGGCCUGCAGGAACAGCAGGUGCAGGAGCUGCGGCGGCACGUGCAGCUGCUCAUGGACAAGAACCAGGCCAAACAGCAGGUCAUCUGCAAGCUGUCUGAGAAGGUCACCCAGGACUUCACGCAUCCCCCUAUCCAGCCGCCUGGGCCCCCAGGGGCUGCCAACAGGGACUUCCUGAGCCAGCAGGAGAAGAUGGAGCACCUGAAGGAUGACAUGGAAGCAUAUCGGACCCAGAACCGCUUCCUCAACUCCGAGAUCCACCAGGUCACAAAGAUCUGGAGAAGGGUGGCUGAAAAGGAAAGGGCCCUCCUGAUGAAGUGUGCCUACCUCCAAGCCAAGAACUGCCAGGUGGAGAGCAAGUACCUGGCCGGGCUGCGGAGGCUACAGGAGGCCUUGGGGGGUGAGGCCACUGAGUGCUCAGAGCUGCUGAAGCAGCUUAUCCAGGAGGCGCUACAGUGGGAAGCCGGGGAGGCCUCAGCCGAUGGCGUGGAGCUGAGCCCUAUCAGUGAGUAUGAUGAGUAUGGCUUCCUGACGGUGCCCAACUACGAGAUGGAAGACCUGAAGCUGCUGGCCAAGAUCCAGGCACUAGAGGUGCACUCCCAUCACCUGCUGGCCCAUGAGGCCGUGGAGCGGCCGCUGCGGGAGCGCUGGGCUGCCCUGGGUGAUCUUGCACCCUCGGUCGAGCUCAAGCAGCUGCUGCGGGCAGGUGUGCCCCGAGAGCACCGGCCACGUGUCUGGAGGUGGCUGAUCCACCUCCGCGUCCAGCAUCUGCGGAGCCCCGGCCGCUACCAGGAGCUGCUGAACCGGGGCCAGGUCCGCGAGCAUCCUGCCACCCGCCAGAUUGAGCUGGACCUGAACCGUACCUUCCCCAACAACAAGCACUUCACCUGUCCCACCUCCAGCUUCCCCGACAAGCUACGCCGGGUGCUACUGGCCUUUUCCUGGCAGAACCCCACCAUUGGCUACUGCCAGGGCCUGAACAGACUGGCAGCCAUCGCUCUGCUGGUCCUGGAGGAGGAGGAGAGCGCCUUCUGGUGUCUGGUGGCUAUUGUGGAGACCAUCAUGCCGGCUGAUUACUACAGCAAGACGCUGAUGUCAUCCCAGGUGGACCAGCGGGUGCUCCAGGACCUCCUCUUGGAGAAGCUGCCCAGGUUGAUGGCUCACCUGGGGCAGCACCAUGUGGAUCUCUCCUUCAUCACCUUCAACUGGUUCCUCGUGGUCUUUGCGGACAGUCUCAUCAGCAACAUCCUUCUCCGGGUCUGGGACGCCUUCCUCUAUGAGGGUACCAAGGUGGUAUUCCGCUAUGCCUUGGCCAUUUUCAAGUACAACGAGGAGGCGAUCCUGAGACUGCAGGAUGGCCUGGAGAUCUACCAGUACCUGCGCUUCUUCACCAAGACCAUUUGCAACAGCCAGAAGCUGAUGAACAUCGCCUUCAACGACAUGAACCCCUUCCCUAUGAAGCAGCUGCAGCAGUUGCGGAUGGCCCACCGGGAGCGGCUGCAGGCUGAGCUGCACGAGCUGGAGCAGCUGAAGGCUGAGUACUUGGAGACUCGGAACUCCCAAGGCCCAGCGGUGCCAGAGGGUUGCACCAGUGAGGACGAGGGGGAGGGGGACGCCUGACUUGGCCACCUGCCCUCCCCAAAGCUCUUUCUCCCCUUUGGCUGUCAGGCCUCUGGGAGGAUGGCCGUGGAACGGUGGUCCAGCCCGUGAGCCACAGCACCGCGUGUCGCUGGGCAAGUCCCUUCCCCUCUCUGGGCCUCAGUCUCCCCAUCAGAACAUUGUCUGCUGUGAAGCUCUUGGUUGGGACUCAUGAGCACAUACCCAGGGAUGCCACCCCUUUCUCACUUCUCCCACAGAGCACUUCAGCAAACAGACAAGCAAGAAUGCUGACUUAUUGGGUAACCUGAACAUUCUUUAAGUUUUAUCUGUAUAAAACAAUGUAAAUAUUGGAAAUAGUU